Humulus lupulus (European hop) is the source of this 1081-nucleotide messenger RNA. Its product is annotated as photosystem I chlorophyll a/b-binding protein 6, chloroplastic-like. The transcript has 5 exons. Gene Ontology annotation, cellular component: membrane. NCBI's taxonomy places the organism in Eukaryota, Viridiplantae, Streptophyta, Magnoliopsida, Rosales, Cannabaceae. Gene Ontology annotation, biological process: response to light stimulus; photosynthesis, light harvesting in photosystem I. The record is from RefSeq and is a predicted model, not a curated record. Bases 104 to 892 code for a protein of 262 amino acids.
ACACGUCUCAUUACACACACACACAUGUACACUAUCAUCAACUAUCCAUCUUCUUUCGAAAAACUCUAAAAUCUAAUCGACAAAAUCCUUAUUGCUCAACAACAUGGCCAUGGCCAUGGCAAUAGCUUCUUCUACUGCUAUGUCAACCCUCCCAAACAGGGAAAUUCCAUUGAAAAUUUCACCACAAAAACUCACUAAAUCAUUGCUUAAAACAACUAAGGUUAAUGCAACAAAAGGAUUAUCGAGUGUUUGUGAACCACUUCCUCCAGAUAGGCCUAUAUGGUUCCCUGGUAGCUCAGCUCCUGAAUGGCUCGAUGGAAGCCUUCCUGGGGACUUUGGCUUUGACCCUCUUGGAUUAGGGUCUGAUCCGGAACUACUAAAAUGGUUCGCGCAAGCUGAAUUGAUGCACGCCAGGUGGGCCAUGCUGGCGGUGUCUGGAAUCCUCAUCCCUGAGUGGCUCGAAAGGCUGGGAUUCAUCCAAGACUUCUCGUGGUACGAGGCUGGUGCUCGAGAAUAUUUUGCGGACCACACAACUUUGUUUGUGGUCCAAUUAGUACUAAUGGGCUGGGUUGAGGGUCGAAGAUGGGCUGACAUCCUCAACCCAGGGUGCGUGGACAUCGAGCCCAAAAUGCCUCACAAGAAAAACCCAAAGCCUGAUGUUGGCUACCCUGGCGGGCUGUGGUUUGACCCAUUCAUGUGGGGAAGAGGGUCCCCAGAACCCGUCAUGGUUUUGAGGACCAAGGAGAUCAAGAAUGGGCGUCUUGCCAUGCUCGCUUUUGUCGGAUUUUGGUUCCAAGCUAUUUAUACUGGCAAAGACCCUAUUGACAAUUUGAUGGCUCACAUUGCUGAUCCCGGUCACUGCAACAUAUUUUCGGCUUUCACUUCACAAUAAAUGGUUAUGGCAUGGUGUGGUGUGGUGUCUGAAUUCAGAAAGUUGGUCACACAACAAGCAGUGUUUUUCCAGAGUUGUAUGUACAUUAAACCAUUUUUUUUCUCAAUCAAAGCAUAUACAGAGUAAAUUAUAAUUGGAAAUUAACUGAAGCUUCCAAGAAAAUGUACUUGACCCUUUUUUUCUUCUUUU